Nicrophorus vespilloides is the source of this 552-nucleotide messenger RNA. Its product is annotated as sodium channel protein 60E-like. NCBI's taxonomy places the organism in Eukaryota, Metazoa, Arthropoda, Insecta, Coleoptera, Silphidae. The annotation marks the transcript as partial. Gene Ontology annotation, molecular function: voltage-gated sodium channel activity. The record is from RefSeq and is a predicted model, not a curated record. Gene Ontology annotation, biological process: sodium ion transmembrane transport; neuronal action potential; membrane depolarization during action potential. Gene Ontology annotation, cellular component: plasma membrane; voltage-gated sodium channel complex. The transcript is spliced from 3 exons.
UCAGGACUGAAAACAAUCAUAAAUGCGUUGCUGCAUUCGUUCAAGCAAUUAGCGGAGGUAAUGACGUUAACGAUCUUCUGUCUGAUGGUCUUCGCGCUGUUCGCCCUGCAAGUGUACAAAGGGGAACUUCGCAACAAGUGCGUCCUUAAGAUGGACGACCACAACGCGUCCUACGAAGUCUGGUACAAUUGGACAGCGGAUCCGGGAAACUGGUGGUACAACAACAAAUCAUCAUCGACAGAACCGCUUCUGUGCGGAAACGUAACCGGAUCACGACAUUGUCCCUCGAAGUAUACCUGCUUAUGCGUCGGAGAUAAUCCCAACUUUGGAUACACUAGCUUCGAUAACUUCCUGUGGUCCAUGCUGACCACCUUCCAACUUAUUACACUCGACUAUUGGGAGAAUGUUUACAAUAUGAUUUUGUCUGCGUGUGGACCAAUAAGUGUGUCAUUUUUUACAGUAGUUGUAUUUUUCGGUUCCUUUUACCUCAUCAACUUGAUGCUAGCCGUCGUCGCUCUGAGCUACGAGGAAGAAGCUGAAAUCACUCAAGAG